GCAGAAGGGCAGUCUCCUUUUUUACAGCGCAGCUUAAGCCUCCACUGAUGCUAGGAAACCAACACAUCAUUCAUUCAUCCUUCUAACCUUCUUACACUUCAAUCCAUUCCGUAUAAAUUCGGUUGGAGAAGUACUGUAAGUGCUAACAACAUGGCGACAGGGACUGCUAUCACUCCUGGCCGUUUGGCCGCAUUCGCAUGGCAUGGAGUAGCGUUGGUGAUCUUAACGUAUGCACUUCGAAAGUUACCCGUUCAUGCAAACAUUUCCGGAUUUAAUAUCGAAUCACAAUUUGGAUCACACUAUCAAUUCUUGACAGUUUUAGGAUUAUGGUUCGGUAGAUUGACAACAUUAUUCGCUCUUUCCUGUGAUAUUUCUCCAACUUCUACCGGAAUGCAUCGAUUCAAAACAAUGUUAAUGGCAUUGACUAUGCCAGCAGAAGUUUUGAUUUCGUUAUUGUAUUGGCCAAUCUUACUCUUUGAUCCAUCUUUACUGAUCCCUCCACGCAAAGUUUUAAAUCCCGAUAAUCCAGCUCAAUUGAUCAUGGAAACUGUUCGAUUACCUUUAUUGGACGAUCUUUCAUUUCAUGCAGCACCUGCAAUCUUUUUGGUUUUGGAUUAUUUGAUUUUCGAACCACCAUUCCCAAAAGACAUUCAUCCUGCAGCCGUUAGUGCUUUGAGUACUGCAGCUUAUGGUGUUUGGGUAGAGAUUUGUGCAAGCAAAAACGGAAAUUAUCCUUAUCCAUUACUCGAAAUCUUAUCAAACGCUCAACGAUGGGGACUGUAUGCCGUUUGUGCAGUGCUUUUCAUGGGUAUCACCACAGGUGUCACACAGCUUCACAAAGCUAUCGACAAAGUAUACAAGAGAGAAUGGGAUCAAGUUGCAGGUCUAACUGGCAAAGGCUUCGUAGGUGCUGUUGAUGGCAAGAAGAACAAGUCAAAGUGAUGCAAGCAGAAAGGGUUUUCAUACUUAGCUUGCUAGAUUAUGCGUAUAAUUACAAG
Molecule: messenger RNA, 998 nt
Organism: Meira miltonrushii
Lineage: Eukaryota; Fungi; Basidiomycota; Exobasidiomycetes; Exobasidiales; Brachybasidiaceae
Exons: 1
Coding region: 151-942 (263 amino acids)
Cellular component (GO): membrane; endomembrane system
Source: RefSeq, a predicted model, not a curated record